UAUAGAAGCUUCACCCUCCUUAAUAUUUUUCUCGUGUUGUACAUUUGAUCGAAUCCUUAUCGCGAAGCCAGAACUAAAGACGCACCAAAGCCAUGUCCGUAGCUCGAGUUUACUCCGACGUCAACGUUCACCGUCCUAGAGAUUACUGGGAUUACGAGUCUCUCGUCGUUCAAUGGGGUGAUCAAGAUGACUAUGAGGUGGUUCGAAAGGUUGGUAGGGGAAAAUACAGUGAAGUCUUUGAAGGUAUUUGUGUAAAUAACAGUGAGAGAUGUAUAAUUAAGAUCCUCAAGCCUGUCAAGAAAAAGAAGAUAAAGAGGGAGAUAAAAAUACUACAGAAUCUUUGUGGAGGUCCCAAUAUUGUGAAAUUGCUUGAUGUUGUCAGAGAUCAGCACUCAAAAACUCCCAGCUUGAUUUUUGAAUAUGUGAACAGUACAGAUUUUAAAGUUUUGUACCCAACAUUGACCGAUUAUGACAUUCGCUAUUAUAUAUAUGAGCUUCUCAAGGCACUAGAUUACUGCCAUUCGCAAGGCAUAAUGCAUAGAGAUGUGAAACCUCACAAUGUAAUGAUUGAUCAUGAGUUGCGAAAACUACGCCUUAUUGACUGGGGACUUGCAGAAUUCUACCAUCCUGGCAAAGAAUAUAAUGUCAGAGUAGCUUCAAGGUACUUUAAGGGACCUGAACUCCUUGUUGAUUUACAAGACUAUGAUUAUUCUUUAGACAUGUGGAGUCUUGGCUGUAUGUUUGCUGGAAUGAUUUUUCGGAAGGAGCCAUUUUUUUAUGGUCGUGACAAUCAAGACCAGCUUGUCAAAAUUGCCAAGGUUCUUGGUACAGAUGAGCUAAAUGCUUAUCUGAACAAGUAUCACUUAGAGCUGGAUCGUCAUCUUGAAGCUCUUGUUGGCAGGCAUAGCAGGAAACCCUGGUCAAGAUUUAUCAAUGCUGAUAAUCGCCAUUUGGUUUCUCCAGAGGCUAUUGAUUUUCUUGAUAAGCUUCUUCGUUAUGAUCAUCAGGACAGACUUACAGCUAGAGAAGCUAUGAAUCAUCCCUACUUCUUUCAAGUCAGAAGUGCAGAGAAUAGCAGAAUGCGGACACAAUAAGCAUUGACGACAGGGGACCAGACAUGUAUUUCAUUUUAGGUAGCUGAUCACUUUUAUUUGGGUAUUGUUCCAACUCUACACUUUUCCCAAUUGUUGUAAAUUGAACUAUAAAGCUCCAUUUGCUUUUCCUGUAUUGUUUGUAAACGGGAACCAUUGCCAUUUUCGAGCGGAUGUAUCAUUGUAUUGUAUUGUAUUGAAAACUAUGUUCAAUUACUGAAUAGAUGCAGAUUUGCAGUAUUCGUCUUUA
This is a messenger RNA of Manihot esculenta (cassava), 1341 nucleotides long. RefSeq names its product casein kinase II subunit alpha-2. The record is from RefSeq and is a predicted model, not a curated record. Gene Ontology annotation, molecular function: protein serine/threonine kinase activity; ATP binding. Gene Ontology annotation, biological process: protein phosphorylation. The transcript is spliced from 10 exons. Lineage: Eukaryota; Viridiplantae; Streptophyta; Magnoliopsida; Malpighiales; Euphorbiaceae. Bases 93 to 1094 code for a protein of 333 amino acids. Gene Ontology annotation, cellular component: cytosol; nucleus; protein kinase CK2 complex.